UAUCAUAAAUAAGAGCUGGACGGAGGACACGUGGAUGUACGAUUUAUCCUCGCCAAUCGCUGAAUAGCUGCGAUUCCAGCGAGAACGCGGAAGAGCGACGCCAGAGAGAGACAGAGAUGAGCGACGAUGAGGGGAAGAGCCGGGGAUUGACUGGAGAGUAUCAACACCAGCACCAGCACCAGCACCAGCACCAGCAACCACAGCAGUAUGGAACGUUCCAGGGUGGUCCUGGCUACUCCCAGCCAGCGAUCGGGUUCCCUCGGCCUGUCCCGCCACCGGGAGCGAGUGCCUACCCGCCGCCACCGCCGCAGCACUAUCCCGGGCCUACCUACUAUUCCCAUGGCUACCAAGCCAUUCCUGGUUAUGCAGUUGCAGAAGGAACACCAGUAAGGAUGGCAAGGCUUCCUUGUUGUGGCAUUGGAAUAGGCUGGUUUCUGUUUAUCAUUGGCUUCUGUUUUGCUGCCAUUCCCUGGUAUAUUGGAGCUUUCAUUCUACUUUGCGUCAGGGUUGAUUAUAGAGAGAAACCGGGAUAUGUUGCCUGCACUAUUGCAGCUGUUCUUGCAGCGAUUGCUAUCAUUCUGGGUGUUACAAAAGGAGCUGAUGCUUGGUGAUUCCAUGGAUAGAAAGUUAAAAACCAUGGGCGGUCGUUGCAGAUGUAUAUAUUAUUAUGCUUGAUGAAUUAUGGAACAAUAUGAAAAUAUCCUGUGUGAAAAUUGUGUGGGAUUAUUAAUUGGUUUGGAAGUUUUUAAACAUAAUAAUACCAUGGAAUUCCAAUAUAUUUGUGGUUUUAUUUCUUGGCAUUUA
Molecule: messenger RNA, 804 nt
Organism: Dioscorea cayenensis subsp. rotundata (Guinea yam)
Lineage: Eukaryota; Viridiplantae; Streptophyta; Magnoliopsida; Dioscoreales; Dioscoreaceae
Product: 60S ribosomal protein L18a-like protein
Exons: 4
Coding region: 117-611 (164 amino acids)
Source: RefSeq, a predicted model, not a curated record